This is a messenger RNA of Astyanax mexicanus (Mexican tetra), 2883 nucleotides long. It is a transcript of the gene pemt, whose product is annotated as phosphatidylethanolamine N-methyltransferase. Gene Ontology annotation, molecular function: phosphatidylethanolamine N-methyltransferase activity. The record is from RefSeq and is a predicted model, not a curated record. Gene Ontology annotation, biological process: phosphatidylcholine biosynthetic process. Bases 131 to 811 code for a protein of 226 amino acids. NCBI's taxonomy places the organism in Eukaryota, Metazoa, Chordata, Actinopteri, Characiformes, Acestrorhamphidae. The transcript is spliced from 7 exons.
UCGAAGUUAAACUGUCAUGUCUGCCUUGGGAACAGUGUUGGCACGAGUGUGAGAGAAGUUAAUGUUUAUUAAAUGUUCUGUAGGUCAGCGUGGUCGGGUUUUAAAGCGAUAGUUUGAGGGUUGUUUGUGAAUGAACAGCGCUGAGACGCUGCCUGUGCUGGACUGCUGCGGAGGACUCAGUAACGUGGAUUAUACACAGGUGGACAUGUCUGUACUGUCUGAUUUGACGAGGCAUGUUGACCCUACUGAGCCUCGGUUCCUUGUGGCCGUCAUCGCCAUCAUCUUCAACCCUUUCUUCUGGAAUGUGGUUGCCAGGUGGGAGCACAGGACGAGGGGGCUGACGCGGUUGUUUGGAGGUCCAUAUGUGGCGUGCUACUGCCUGGGCAUACUUAUCCUGCUCCUCAACGUUUACCGCAGUCACAGCAUUACCGUGGCUAUGAAGGGUCAGCCUCGGCUGGAGCUGAUGGACAGAGUUCAGGUGUAUUAUGCGGGGGCUGCUCUCCUGGCCGUGGGCUCGCUGUUCGUCAUCAGCAGCUUCUUGGCCCUGGGCUUCACUGGGACCUUUCUUGGUGACUACUUUGGAAUCCUGAUGGAGCAGAAGGUCGCAGGUUUCCCCUUUAAUGUCCUGGAGAACCCGAUGUACUGGGGAAGCACUGCCAACUAUCUUGGCUUGGCCUUAAUGAAUGCCAGUCCUGUAGGAGUUGUCCUGACUGCUGUGGUGGCGUUGUCCUACAGAGUGGCCAUCGCAUAUGAAGGGCCGUUCACGGAGGAGAUCUACCGGAGGAGGAGUCAGCGCUGCAAGCACCAAUAACACUGGAGUGUGUUUGUCUAAGGACCACGGCCGACGUCCCACUCAGCGGUGUCCAUCGACACGACUCGUAAAACCUCUCCACUCUGGAGCAGGUGUAGAUGAAGACGAGGAGAAGUCUGCUGCAAAUGUCAUCGCUCGCUUAUCUCCAGCUUUAAACCCCCCAGCUUCUGAUUGGUCUAGAUCCACUGAGGUCUACUGUAGGAGCAUCACAGUGAUGGGAGCCUUGGUAGACACCAGUCCUAAUGUUCCUCAGCUAUUCAGUUCUGAACUAUAUAGACUUCUAGAGGACUGUCUGAAUCCUACUAAAUCCUUUAACCCAGGUUUUAAAAUAGUUUACAGUGUUUUAGUGCAUUUUCACGUCAGCACUAUCUGGUUCGUUUGCACCCUUGGUCCAGUUUGUUUUAGCAGGUGUGCAAACUCUGAGGCAGUUCUUUAGUGGUGAGAACGUGAUCUAGCCUCGAUACGACCCAAUCAAAUACACCUUAAAUUUGAGCUAAACUGCUGUUCAGGUGCAGUUUAGACUGAUUUACUACCCAGAUAUUUAUCAUAGUAUUAAACAAGCGCUCGCAAUUCUCAUGCUCACGUUCAUGCAAUUCCAUUUACCAACGCAAUUGCGCAUGUAUUUAAAAGUGCAUCUGCACAUUUUUGUUCAGUGUUUAAUGUUAAAGCAGCUUCAAACUGCACAAAUAUAUAAGCUAGUCUGGAACACGUCACCUUCCUGCUGUAUUUACUUUUUUGCUCUUUGUUUAUUGGUGCACAUUUUGGUGCAUCUAGGUUUUUGCCUGUGUGAAAACAAACCAAACCCAGUGAGAAAAUGUUCCAAAUAAACAAACUAAUCAACUGAUUUAGACCAGAGAAGUUAACUACAGGUGUGAAAACACCCUUAAAAGGCCUGACAACCACAUUAAAUCUUCUAAAUACUUCUUUAUGUACAACAAAAAAGAAAUAGUCCAAAAAUGAGUUUAAAUAAUAUCUUAUUUCCCAAUAAAACAUAAACAUAGCAUAAACAUUUUGCCAUAAGAAAGCAUCUCACAACUAGCUUACAUAUAAAAUAAUUUAUUUUUAUUAAGAUUUGAAUAAUACACCCUCUAUUGAGAAAGUAUGAAAAAAGCAGUGCUGCUAGGGCUGGGCGAAACUGUAACUCAUAUGGCAAUAUUUGUAGAGACAUGCAAUAUAAUGUAUAGGACGUUUAAAACGAUAACGUAUCAUUGUAACAUAUUAGGUUUUAUUUGUGAAUUUUUAGGUGUAGGUAAGUAAGUGUUUUACUGGUGUAGUAAAAUGCACUGGAUGAUGUUUGACAUGCUGAAAAAAGUCAUUAUUCGGUUUCUUUAAUUACAAAAUAUUUCUACAACAUAAUUUUUCUGCUGUGUUCUGCUGAGUGUCUUCCCUUUAGAAACCAAGCCAUUCCUACACAAACCACACGUUUUUGUAUAAAUGGUUUCAAAUAUAUCAAUAUUUACAAUUAAUUGCCUAGCCCUACGUGUUUCUUACAGUUAUUAUUUGACUGCAAAAAGUAUGUUUUAUCUGCUCAAAUUCGUUCAAUUUAUAAAUAAACUAAUACUUUAAAAAAUUACAUUAUUUUAGAAAUUCAGUUCAAAAUGUGAAACUCAUAUAUCAUCAUAUCAUUAUAUAGAUGUAUUAUACAUUGAUUUAUUUAUUUUAUUGUUGAUGAUUUUGAAUGAAAUCUCAGUAUCUCAGAAAAUUAGAAUAUUAUUUAAGAGCAAUUGGUACUUACAGCAGUGUGCAAGUCCUGCUGGAAAAUAAAAUCCGCAUCUCUAUAAAAUAUGUCAGCAAAGGGAAGCAUGAAGUGCUGUAAGAUUUUGUGGGAAAACAAAACUGCACUGACUUUAGACUCGAUAAUAAAACACAGUGGAUCAACACCAGCAGAUGACAUGUCUCUCCAAACCAUCACUGAUUGGUGGAAACUUCACAAUAGACCUCGAGCAGUUUGGACUGUGUGUCUCUCCACUCUUCCUCCAGACUCUGCUCCCUUGAUUUACUAAUGAAAUGCAAAAUUUACUGAUGAUCAGUGGUGGUUUUGAGAGCUGAAUUACUAAAAAUAAAGUAAUUUU